GGAGUCUCCCCAAGAUGUCAGCCUCGGUCCCUAAAGGUCAUAACUGGGCUCAAAAGGUGAAGGAGGAGGACAAAGAGGACCCACUGGAUCAGCUCAUCUCUCGCUCUGGCUGUGCUGCCUCCCACUAUGCAGUGCAGGAAUGCAUGGCCCAGCACCAGGACUGGCAGCAGUGCCAGCUACAGGUGCAGGCCUUCAGGGACUGCAUGAGUGAACAGCAGGCAAGGCGGCGGGAAGAGCUGCAGAGGAAGAAAGAGCAAACCAGUGCCCACCAUGGAGAUCCCAAGCCACCUAUCCCCAGAGGAUGGCCCUGCCACACCAGCACCCAAAGAAAUGGGAAGAAGAAAUCCUAA
Messenger RNA from Choloepus didactylus (southern two-toed sloth), 350 nucleotides. RefSeq names its product cytochrome c oxidase assembly factor 4 homolog, mitochondrial-like. Lineage: Eukaryota; Metazoa; Chordata; Mammalia; Pilosa; Megalonychidae. Gene Ontology annotation, cellular component: mitochondrial intermembrane space. Gene Ontology annotation, biological process: mitochondrial respiratory chain complex IV assembly. The transcript has a single exon. The coding region runs from base 15 to 350 and encodes 111 amino acids. The record is from RefSeq and is a predicted model, not a curated record.